Metarhizium brunneum ARSEF 3297 is the source of this 2682-nucleotide messenger RNA. The record is from RefSeq and is a predicted model, not a curated record. Lineage: Eukaryota; Fungi; Ascomycota; Sordariomycetes; Hypocreales; Clavicipitaceae.
AUGGAUGUCGAAAUGACUGCGGGUGAUGCUGGUCAACAGCAGUCACUGACACAACAAUCCGAGUCUUCUGCCAAAGCAUCCCCUCCCGCUGCCAAUAAUGCGGGUAGCAACGCAGCGAACCAGAUGAGCUUUCGAAGGCAACGAGCGUCAAGAGCAUGUGAGGUUCGAUGCGACGCUGCAAGCCUCGGCGUUCCUUGCACGAAUUGUGUCGCAUUUCAGAUCGAGUGCCGUAUCCCAACCCCUAAACGUAAAAAGGCUCAAAAUGCUGGCAAUCAGACAACCAAAGAUUCCGACAGUGACCGAGAAGCAGACGACCGGCCACAUCAAACCACCCCAGGCAGCGCCUCUUCCUAUCCACGACCACCCACUGUAUCGCACACAUCGGAUGGGACCCCUUCAUCGUCUAUGACCGAAGCACAAGUCAGACAAGAAGAAGUCGAUAGCGGUACAUACCUAAAUCUUGUAAUGAAGCCCAAGUUCACUCGUGCUCCAAUCACGGAAGCUGGACGAGUUGCCUUUCUUGGCGAAUCCUCGAACUUGACUUUACUUGUACACGACCGCCAGGGAUCGUCGGAUGUCGUGCACUAUCCGCUACCUGAAAAUGUGCGCGGCUCACGAGCCAGGCUGACAGAGCUAGAUAAUGUUGAGAUUGAAAUCUUACAUCAGAGAGGAGCAUUCCUUCUCCCUCCCCGAUCUCUCUGUGACGAACUCAUAGAGGCAUACUUCAAGUGGGUUCAUCCCAUUGUCCCUGUUAUCAACCGCUCUCGCUUUAUGCGACAGUACAGGGAUCCCAAGAACCCUCCGUCACUCCUCCUUCUCCAAGCUGUUUUACUAGCCGGCUCGCGGGUUUGCACCAAUGCUCAGCUUAUGGAUGCCAAUGGGUCUACGACUCCUGCCGCGUUAACCUUCUACAAACGUGCAAAGGCACUCUACGACGCAAACUACGAAGAUGACCGUGUCACAAUUGUUCAGUCGCUGUUGCUCAUGGGCUGGUACUGGGAAGGCCCCGAGGACGUCACCAAAAAUGUUUUCUACUGGAGUCGUGUUGCCACCAUUGUUGCUCAAGGUUCUGGUAUGCACCGGAGUGUCGAGCAGUCUCAACUAAGCAAGUCUGACAAACGACUAUGGAAGAGGAUAUGGUGGACUCUGUUCACUCGCGACAGGUCUGUCGCUGUUGCUCUCGGUCGUCCCGUCCACAUCAAUCUCGACGACUCUGACGUUGAAAUGCUGACGGAAGACGACUUUAUCGAGGAUGAGAUGGACCGAGCCAGCGAAUUCCCGCCAGACCCCAUUCAUGUGCAAUUCUUUUUGCAAUAUGUCAAGUUGUGCGAAAUCAUGGGCUUGGUCUUGUCGCAACAAUACUCGGUUGCUUCCAAGGGACGUCAAAGGAAUGCCAUUGAUUUGACACACAGCGACAUGGCACUGGCCGACUGGCUGCAGAAUUGCCCCAAGAUUGUAUACUGGGAGAUGCCUCGCCAUCACUUCUGGUCUGCUCUACUUCAUUCAAAUUACUAUACAACACUCUGCCUCCUGCAUCGCGCACACAUGCCCCCGAGCGGCUCAAGAAGCUUUCCGGACGACUCCCCUUACCCAUCCCGGAAUAUUGCUUUUCAAGCUGCAGCAAUGAUUACGUCAAUUAUAGAAAAUCUCGCCACACACAAGGAACUACGCUAUUGUCCGGCAUUCAUUGUCUACAGCCUGUUCUCAGCUCUGAUUAUGCAUGUGUACCAGAUGAGGUCUCCUGUCCCAUCGAUCCAGCAAGUUACGCAGGAUAGAAUGAGAAGCUGCAUGCAAGCGUUGAAGGAAGUAUCACGGGUCUGGCUUGUCGGAAAGAUGGUCUAUGCCCUUUUUGAGUCCAUUAUUGGCAAUAAGAUGCUAGAAGAACGCCUUCAAAAGGCGGGUGGGAAGCGUCAUCGGAAAAUGCAACAAAGCCUGUCACAAUUGGAGCAGCAGAGUAAAGUUCAAGACGUUUCGAAGAGAAAGUAUGACGACAUGGCCAUCGAUUUCACCGCAAAUGCCCCAACGCCUCAGGAAUCCUACGAGCGCUCUAGACCUCAAACACCGAGUGCAAUCAAAACCGAAAAUACUUCUGCUAUGCAACCACCGGCUGUCGCGUCUCCCAAUAGUCGACCCAGCGUGGCAGAUACAUUUAUGGGCGGAACCAAUUCGCGACCUCAGACCAGACCUGCAACCCCAUUCAAUCCCUCGUUUUCAGUUCCCGCUACGCCCCCAGAUCUCUACCUUGUAACCAGAAACUCACCAAAUUUGUCGCAAUCGCUCUGGGAAAAUUUUCAACCAGAUCAGCUCUUCCCCGAAAGUUCCAGCAUGCCUGCUUUCCCUAAUCUAUCUCCGACACAAACACAUCAAGAACCGAACCACAAUCUGAUGGCGCAGAUGACACCCAACAGCAUGUCACAAGGCCAGGCAAGCAACCAGUUUCAGGCUACAGGUCAAGGACAAGGAAAUGGUGGCGUACCUACGCAAGGCUUUCAUGCAUCUGCCGGCAUGUGGCACACCAAUUUCGACGGGGGCGUGCACGACGGACAAAGUCCAGACAGUUGGAGCACAAGCUCAGUCCAAGGGCAACCUGCUCCCACGACCUUGAACGUGGAGGAUUGGUUCCAAUUCUUUGGCAUCAAUGGCGAUGCUAGCAAUUUGAAUCUCGAUGUAUCCCUGAGUUGA